Molecule: messenger RNA, 1315 nt
Organism: Durusdinium trenchii
Lineage: Eukaryota; Dinophyceae; Suessiales; Symbiodiniaceae
Source: the annotation of a GenBank genome assembly
UUUUGCUUUCAGCUUCUUCAAACACGAGUCUUACUUGACAUGGAGCUGUAGCUUGUUGUGGCAGACAAUGUGCUCUGGAAAUCACGUGACACGUCCAAGAGAGUCAGUCGGCUGCCUAUCAGAACUCGUGCCUUGGGCUAGUGCAUGUCCGCAUGGCGACUCUGGCCGAUCUGAUCUUGUCACAAGAGGAGCCCGAUCUUGAUGAUGAAUCCUUGGCCAGGGAAUUGGCCGCGCUGCGCGAGAAACGACGCGAAAUGGACGAGGCUGAAGUGGAGCGACGGGAGGCGACAGGGCGACAAGCACCGGAACGACCCUCUUCUCGCUCCGACUCCAACAGACUACCUCGGUCUCGUCCGGUGUCGCGGGCAGAGCCAGUGCGGCAAGAUGAUGCGGGCAAUGCGUGUGAAGGGCUCCAGCUUCAGGAACUUAAGCCUUCUUUGGCCGAUGCAAUUCUCGCCAGGGCUGAAGAAGCCGAGGAAUCGAUCGAUAAAGAGAUCGAAGAGAUGGAUCGACAACUCAAGCUGAAAGUUGAAGAGUUUCGAAAGCAACAACGCGGAGGCUCUCCAGAGGAUGCUGGUGCUGAAAAGCAGGAUGAACGUCCCACAUCGGGGCUGGUAGAACCGAGCUUCAAGCCCUGUGAGUCCAAUGAAAUGGGUUGCACAGGUCACUUGCCGAUCAUGGACGAUGAACUGCAGGAACUGAAGCACUUGGCUGCAAAGAUGGAUGAAGCUUUUCCGGAGUUUCCAGCUCCUGCCGGAGAUGCUGGGCCAGUCCGUCGUCCUUCAGCCGGUGGCUAUCAGGAGCCAGAUGGCCGUAGCCUUCCGAUGGAUGAUGAGGUCUCUCAGUUCAAAAGCGCCCUUGAGAACUUAGACGUUCGUUUGCGGGUGCUUCAAAGCAAGAAGGAUCUUCAGAGUUAUGAGGAGCCAGUUGUCAAAACCCCCGUCAUCAAGGACUUGCAGAUGCAGAACCAGGUGCUACGGGAUUUGUUGUCUGGUGAAGGACGCAAAGGAAUGCUACACUUGGAUCGAAAGCUGUUCUCGCCCUGAGCAUGUUGAAGUCUUCCACCACAACGCAGCUCCAGUGGUCCUGAGGGCAAGUAUCAAAGGGAUGUGUUCCCUGAGAGACUGUUUCACUGAAUUCGUUUCGCCAUAUGGAAAACUCAUGAAAACUCAGAUUCAAUGCAGACUGUCGCCUUUGUCAUUCGCUUCUUUUUGAGUACCAUCACUUCUUCGGUCAAGCUUUGCAACAAAGAAACAUGUUUCCACCCCGACCUCCCGUUUUUGCAUUUCUUUAUCCUUGCAGGAGACCUAUGGGC